AAUGGCCAUAUAGAGAUUGUUAAAACUUUGUUAAAAAAUGGAGCUAAUGUCAAUAUUAUUGAUGAUAAAUAUACAGCAUUAAACUGGGCUGCAAAGAAUAGCCACAUAGAUAUUGUUAAGAUUUUGAUAAGGCAUGGAGCUAAUGUAAAUGCUAUCGAUAAGGAUAAAUAUACAGUAUUAGACCGAGUUGCAGAGAAGGGUCACAUAGAGAUUAUUAAGGCGUUGAUAGAACGUAAAGCUAUUGUAAGUCGUAAUGCAUUAUACUUAGCUGCCAAAGAAGGUCACACAGAGGCUCAUAGUAUACUACAUUAUGCUGCAAAAAACGAACAUGUAGAAGUCGUUAAAACUUUGUUAGAGCAUGGUGCUCAAGGGAUACACAGACGUUGUUGUAAAAAAUAUCAAAUUGACAAUAUUAAUGCUGCUGAUACAAAUGGCAAAACAGCAUUGCAUUUGUCUGCAGAAAAUGGACACAAAGAUAUUGUUGAGAUUUUGAUAAACUAUCAAGCUGAUAUUUCUAUUGGAGAUAAAAACGACAAAACAUCAUUACAUUUAGCUACAAAAAAUGACCACACAGCUAUUGUCAAUAAAUUAAUAAACAAUAAAGCUGAAGUUGAUACUAUUGAUAAGGAUAAUCAUACACCAUUGUUUUAUGCAGCUGAAAGUGGCAGUGAAAAGUUAAUUGAUAUUUUAAUAAAGUAUAAUGCAAAAGUUAAUAAUAUCUCCGUAUUGCACAAGGCUGCUGAGAAUAGUAAACCGGCAGCUGUUGAAACUUUAUUAAGAUAUAAUGCAGAUAUUAAAAUCAGUAAUAAGAAUGGUGAAACUACUCUACACAAGGCUGCAUUUUAUGGUUAUCGAGAAGUUGUUAAAAUUUUAAUCAAAUAUAAAGCUGAUGAUAAAGCUGUUAAUAAGAAUAAUUGGACAUUAUUGCACUUUGCUGCUGCUGAAGGGCAUACAAACAACGGUCAUUUGGGAGUUGUUAAACAUUUACAAAAAAAAGGAGCAAAUUUUUAUGUCAAGAACAAAUAUGGCUGGAUGCCAUUACAUAUAGCUGCAAUCUACUGUCAAGUUAAAAUUUUUAAAUCUCUAAAUGUAAAUCUUUACUAUUUAACAAAAGAUCUAAUUAAAAGGUUAGAUCAUCUAGAAACUGAAUUCAAAAGUGAUAAUGAUUUUGAUUUCUUUUAUCAGUUUUUAUCAAAGUAUAUAGAAAAUUUUACAAAACAUCUUGAUAAGAAAAAAAAUGAUAAGAAAAAAAAUUUUCCACAAUGUAAAAAAGUACUUAGCUAUUUAUACAUAUGUACUUUUACUAAGAUUUGUAAUUUCAAAUCUGCGUUAGAAUCUAAUUUGAUAAUUGACAUAGAUGGAUAUUUUGAUGUGAUAGAAAAUAAUAUAAAAUUACUGCAAAAGUCAAGCAAACAAGAUGCAACUCAUAUUAAUAUCAUAUAUAAUUAUAUACAAGAUUAUGAUCAAUUAAAACUUGCAGACUAUAUCUCAAAUAUUAAUUUGUCAAAAGGUACUGAAACAAUGGAUGAAGAACUAAAAAAUGCUAUCGAAAGACUAGAAUUAAAAAUAAGAACCAACAUUAUACUUUGGCAUUUUAAAAAAGCUAUUGAUGCACUCAAGCAAUGGAUAUUUCUAUAUGCAUGUAUGUAUCCAGAUGUAUUAAGUCCACCGUUAGAUUAUACUAGUAAUGGUGUUAACAAGAUUAUAGAGAAAAUAAAAAAUCUGAGAUCAAAAGUUCAAGAACAUUAUGUUUUUAUUAACAACAGAAAGGACAAAUAUUUAAUGGAUAAAGAAUUCAAUAGUGAAUAUGAAUCUUCAGAACCAUUUUUUAUAUGGAAAAACAAAAAAUAUGAUAAUGAAAUAUCAAAAUUAUUAAAUGGUGAAAAAGUAAUUAUAAAUGCAGAUAUAAGAGAAAGCAAUCCUGAAAAAAGUGCAAUCAAGUUUAAUGAGAUAGAUAUCAGACUUAAAUCAAUAGAUAAAACAUUGCAAAAUGAAAUUGAUAAUGAACUUAAAUGCUUCAAUAUUACUAUAGUUCAUUUAGGCAAAUCAUAUUAUAGAUAUAAGGAUAGGUUUUAUGUAAUAAGAAAUGAUGAACAAAGUAUUGAAUAUAGUUUUGAAAAAAACAAAAACUGGAGAGCCAGUUAG
This is a messenger RNA of Dentiscutata erythropus, 2145 nucleotides long. The record is from the annotation of a GenBank genome assembly. Lineage: Eukaryota; Fungi; Glomeromycota; Glomeromycetes; Diversisporales; Gigasporaceae.